AUGGUGGACAGUGUAUACACGGCAAGUACAGGUAUAAUGGGCCUACUAUUUACCAGUGCACACAAUGGUGCAGAAAUUGGAACUGGUAUUGACCCUUUAUUGAGAGAAGCAAGAAACUUAGUGGGCCCAAAGAUACCACAAAUAUUGAUUGAUUAUAAUAUUGGGACCCAAAUCAACUUAUUUGGUAGUUAUCCUUCAAGUAAUGACUUUGGUCCGAGUUUAACCUUUUCAAUCUUAUUUGCAAUUGUUUUCGUGUUUCAUCUCAUUAUUUUUAUCAUCAAUACUUCAAGAGGACACUACUUUUACUUAUCAGUUGUUUGGAUGUUUUAUUCAAUUUUCAAGGUUAUCGGUUUUGGACUUAGAGCUCAAUGGUCAUACGAUGUUACUCAGGUCGCAAUUGGAUUGACUAGUGAAGUGUUUUUACUUGUGCCUUCAAUCAUCAUUGUGUCGGCAAACUUGAUUUUAGCUCAAAGAUUAUUUACUUGGAGACAUCCUGUUGGUGGUUCAAGAACGUUGUUUUGGAGUUUUAUGAUCAAUACUUAUGUAUUUGUCGUGAUUCUUAUAGCAGUGACUAUUUUGGCAUCAUUCGUUCCUUAUUUGAACUUCCUAAGUUACACGUCUUACAGAAACUGGAUUCACACAGUGCAAUUUACUGCUGUCAUGGUUAUUUUGUAUUCAUUGACUUCGGUUGCAUUGAUUGGAUUGAGUUUCUGGUUGCCUACGAAAAAGGAUGAGUUGAGAUAUACUUAUCAACCAUGGUGGAUCGAAAGUUUUGCUCCAUUCUAUUUCGUUGAGAAAAAUGCUGCUCAAAAGGCAGAGCGUGGGUUCAUGAAAAGAAAUUCUAACCAUAGACAUGCUACCAGAGUCAUUGCUGCUACUCAUCAUCACUUUCACAGUGUCAAAGGGUUAUCAAACAGACGAGGCACUCUUAAGCAUAACAUUUCCAUGGGUCUUCUUAUUGUCACAACAGUGCUUAUCUUCAUUGCUGCAAUUUGCAGAGCAGUUGUGGUAUUUCAAGCUAGACAACAUCGAUUUGCAAGUCCAGCAGAAAACAAGUAUUUGAUGUAUGUGGUAUGGGGUGUUUUUGAACUUAUUGUUAUGAUUCUUUACAUUGUUGGUAGGGUCGACCUUCGUUUCUAUCGUCCCCCAGAUAGAUUACCAUUGGAGGUUAGACGUAUCAUCACUGCUGAACAAACCUAUUACCCAAGUUCAGAUGAAGACGACGAAGGGUUCCAUAGAGACAGACCUGAGACAUAUGAAAAGAUGCGUCAUGAUAAUAUUGCUCAUGGCUACAAAAACUCUGAAUCAAGAAUGGAACCAGCUCAUCUUUAUCCUGAACGUGACGAUGGUCGCUACGAUGAAGAAUCUGCCUUUGAUGAAGAUGCUGCUUCUUUUGAUGAUGAUGUGGAUUCAAAUGAAUGGGACUUUACGGUACCUAAAACCAAGACAACAAGCUCCAGUUCUGAUGAACCAAAUGAGAAAUACCCGCCUUACCCAGUUAGUGAAAAACCAGCAAGGCAUAGUUCGGAUAAUGAGUCCGAGUUCCACUUUUAA
Lodderomyces orthopsilosis Co 90-125 is the source of this 1554-nucleotide messenger RNA. Its product is annotated as DUF3112 domain-containing protein. Lineage: Eukaryota; Fungi; Ascomycota; Pichiomycetes; Serinales; Debaryomycetaceae. The record is from RefSeq and is a predicted model, not a curated record. The coding region runs from base 1 to 1554 and encodes 517 amino acids. The transcript has a single exon.